GCUUAUUCUGCUGUCUGUCCAAGCCUGUCAUGUCUACCUUGUGUGCUGUCUCCGGGUCUCCUCGGUUUUCGUUUCUUCUCCCGCUUCUUGUGCUGCUGCAGCUGGGUCUUUCUUAUGGGCUCUAUUUUCACAUCGGGGAGACGGAAAAGCGAUGUUUUAUUGAAGAGAUUCCUGAUGAAACUAUGGUGAUAGGAAACUACAAGACUCAGCUGUGGGAUAAACAGUCUGAAUCGUUCCUGCCCUCUACUCCGGGACUGGGCAUGCAUGUAGAGGUGAAAGACCCUGAUGGGAAGGUCAUUCUCUCCAGACAGUACGGUUCAGAGGGCAGAUUCACCUUUACUUCGCACACUCCCGGGGAUCACCAAAUCUGUCUGCACUCCAACUCUACUCGGAUGUCUCUCUUUGCAGGAGGCAAGCUGAGGGUACAUCUAGACAUUCAGAUUGGUGAACACACUAAUAAUUACCCAGAGAUUGCCGCAAACGACAAGCUGACAGAACUGCAACUCCGGGUUAGACAGCUGCUCGAUCAAGUGGAGCAAAUUCAGAAAGAGCAGAACUAUCAGCGGUACCGAGAGGAGAGAUUCCGUUUGACAAGCGAGAGUACCAACCAGCGUGUUCUUUGGUGGUCCAUCGCUCAGACACUUAUCUUACUACUCACUGGAAUCUGGCAGAUGAGACAUCUUAAAAGCUUCUUCGAGGCCAAGAAACUGGUUUAAACGCUGAUACAAUAUGCACACAUAUACCCCCAAUAUGGCUCCAUACACAAACUAAUUCUCUGCGCAUACAAAAAGCUGUGUGUUUAGUAACAGUGCGAUAACUCAGGAGUUACUGCCUUUGUUGUCUGUAUAUUUUGUUUUUAUUUUGCACAUUUUAUAAGCUGGAGGACAACAUUAAAAUGAAGAUUAACCCCUUCGCUAUCAAACAAAAUGAUUUGUUGAAGAACAUUUGGAUAAUGGAGCUGCAGAAAUGUGUCCUUUGGCAAGGAUAAAAAAAUCUAGCUAAAUAAUUAACAAUACUGCAUUAUACUGAAGCUUUCACCAGUCUGCUUGACUAAUAUCCGUUUACAGUUUAAGGCUGCAACAAUUGGAGUAAACUAUCUAAAUAUCAUAUUUAUAUAGUAUAUGUAAAUAUCAUAUACUAUAUGUGAUGUGCGUAGAGAAAUUAUUUGUGGAAAUUUCACAAUCUGAGCAGAUACAUUAUAAUUAUUUUAUUAUUAAUAUUUUACUGAUUAUCAAAAAUACAUGAUAAUAAGUUCCGGUGAUUUGCAUCAGUUGGCGGUAGUAAGAGGGCUUUGUAUAUUUGGUAUCUUUCUUGAGUUAUUCUGCAAGUUUCAUAUCUGUCACAAAAGGACAUUUCCCUGGUUUCACAGAAUGAAGUAGUUUUAGCCUUGUCCUAUUGCACGCUCUCAGUAUGAUGGAGAUGCAAAUACAUUAUAAUUUACUACACACAAAUGUAUGGAUAUAGCUGAACAGUCUAGCAAAAAUAAUAAAUUGUGUGUGUGCAUAUGUUUAUUAAAAUGAAUAUUUUCAGCUCAGCAGCAAGACCGGUACACGUCUAAAUAAAACCCCCUUUUUUUUUUUUUUUGUGCCUCUUUGUAUUUAUAAAUAUGAUAUGUGGUGGGUAGGAGAUUACAUUUGUAAAAUUGCUUCUUUUGAUUUUUUUAGGAUUUCACUACUAUAAAAUUAGAAUUUCUGCCCAUAAAAACCAAUAAUGUAAUCCGAUUUGCCUGUGAGAUUACUAGUAAAAAUGCACACUGUGAAACGUUGCAUAGAUUGCUGGCUUUUUUGUUUUGUACUGUGUUUGGGUUAAAUGGGGAAGUGUUAAAAAAAAAAACAAAGCACUGUGGGUUUGAUGCCACUGAUUUAACUUACCCACAGUUGCACUCUUUAAAUCACUGGUGGUUUUAAACCUUUUACUUACAGGCAAAUCUGUACAGACUCUACUAGACAUUUCUUUGUACCAUCCCUGGAAGAUGCAUGAAAACCCAUAAACUACAGAAGUACAAAAAUAAAAUAAACGGUUACUGUUAUAUUUUGUAAGGGUAUAAAUAAAACUUGUUUUGUCCCAAAAAUGAGAAAAUUGUAAUAAAAGGAAUAAUAUGGAUGGUGUGUUUUUUAAUAAAUUACACUUCCAGUCCA
This is a messenger RNA of Bombina bombina (fire-bellied toad), 2138 nucleotides long. It is a transcript of the gene TMED4, whose product is annotated as transmembrane p24 trafficking protein 4. The coding region runs from base 30 to 716 and encodes 228 amino acids. The transcript is spliced from 5 exons. Gene Ontology annotation, cellular component: Golgi apparatus; endoplasmic reticulum; endoplasmic reticulum-Golgi intermediate compartment. Gene Ontology annotation, biological process: Golgi organization; intracellular protein transport; positive regulation of canonical NF-kappaB signal transduction. The record is from RefSeq and is a predicted model, not a curated record. Lineage: Eukaryota; Metazoa; Chordata; Amphibia; Anura; Bombinatoridae.